AUGGUAUUCUUGACGGAUGGCGGCGCCGCGAUUCAGUGGGGCACCGACGCACAUAGCAAGGCCAUUCCGCACGUCAGAGAGCAUGGCAUUCAGCAGUUCCUCAACGUUUUCAAGAACAAGAAGGACCUACAUGGCAUGCCGUUUCUCUGGGGCGAGGAGGUGGAACACCAGCUGAUCCAGAUCCACGAUAACACGGUUACCCUCAGCACAGAAAGUGAGAUGGUAAUUAACAAGCUGAGAGCGCGUCCUGACAGCUGCGCCGUGUGGAACUUCGAAUAUGGCAGCUUCAUGGUAGAAAGCACGCCAGACCACCCGUACAAUCUGUCAGUGGAGAGCCUCGACUCAGUGCAGGACAACAUCGCGCGACGGUACGACAUGCUCAACAAGGAGGCGCCACCUGGCGUGGUCGGCACCACCUUUGUGACUUUCCCACUCAUGGGCCAGGGUAACUUUGUCCACUGCAGUAGCAAGAGCUCUCCGUACUCUCAGUCGCUUUUUGUUCCCGAUGCGUGCAUCAACCAAACGCAUCCGCGCUUCGCGAACCUGACGGCAAACAUUCGCUUGCGCCGCGGCCAAAAGGUUUGCAUCCUGGUGCCUCUGUACAUGGACACACGUACAAUGGAGAACACGGUGGACCCUCGACUGAACAUUGACCUGACUCCACGCAACAAUGACAUUUUUUACUCCAUGAGAGAAAACGGCAGGAAUACCACCGACGAGCUCUACGCGGAGACGGACGCGUUUGCCGCUCCUCUAGUGCCCAGGAGCUCUAUCGAUCCACGCGAGGACUACCCGGCCACCGAGACGCUGAGGCAACUCUUCACCCCUGCCACACUCCGCUACUACGCACAGUACUUCACGGAAGAGCACCGCGAGCAUAUGCAGGAACUCUACAACGCGUGUCCCUGCCCUGUACCCUUGGUGAGCCACCCGUGCAUCUACAUGGACUGCAUGGCCUUUGGCAUGGGUAGCAGCGCUCUGCAAGUGACGAUGCAGCUGGACAACAUUCACGAGGCGCGCCACGUGUAUGACCAGCUCGCCAUCUUGUGCCCGGCAUUUCUGGCUCUCAGCUCAGCCACGCCGUUUCAGAAGGGUCUUCUUUGCGACACCGAUGUGCGCUGGCUGACUAUCGCCGGCGCUGUGGACGACCGCCGCGCCGAGGAGGUGCCGCGUAUUCUCAAGUCGCGCUACGACUCCAUCUCCGUCUUCAUCAGUGACAGAACCGAAAACCUCGAGGAGUUCAACGAUUCACACAUAGAGGUGAACCGCUCGUACUGUGAACUUCUGAAGGACUCCGGUGUGGACGUGCGGUUGGCGAACCACAUUGCACAUCUGUUUAUUCGCGAUCCCCUUGUGAUGUACGACAAGAUGAUCGACAUCGAUGACACGACGCACACGGAGCACUUUGAUAACAUCCAGUCCACUAAUUGGCAGACAAUGCGCUUCAAGCCUCCGCCGAUAGGCAGCGACAUUGGCUGGCGCGUUGAGUUUCGAGUGAUGGAUAUUCAGCCAACACCAUUCGAGAACGCCGCCUUCGCUGUCUUCAUUCCGCUUCUCACCAAGGCCAUCGUCAACUACAAGCCCUGCUUUUACACCAAAAUCUCCAUCGUCGAGGAGAAUAUGAGUCGCGCACAUCGCAUCAACCCCUGUGGAGAACAAUACGUUAUGCGUAAGGACAUUUUUGCCAACAAGUGCACCGCCAGCGACGAGGAGACAGCGAGGAUGAGCAUUGACGAGAUCUUCAACGGCAAGGAGGACGGCUUCUAUGGACUCAUCCCCCUCGUGUGCCGCUAUCUCGACAGCGAGGGAAAGCGAAGUCCCCUCAUAAACUCCUACUUGAAGCUCCUGUCAAUGCGCGCCUCUGGCAGCAUUCCCACACCUGCGCAGUACAUGCGCAGGUUUGUCACAACGCACCCCGACUACAAGCACGACUCACGCCUCACCGACAGUAUCGCACGUGACCUUGUCCAGCACAUGCACAGCCUGGCCUCGAAUCAGAUCCACGACGAUGACUAUCUUCCGAUGAGCAUCUUCAGGGUCGAUUCAGUAGAAAGCACCAAGUGA
Leishmania mexicana MHOM/GT/2001/U1103 is the source of this 2064-nucleotide messenger RNA. Its product is annotated as putative gamma-glutamylcysteine synthetase. NCBI's taxonomy places the organism in Eukaryota, Euglenozoa, Kinetoplastea, Trypanosomatida, Trypanosomatidae. Gene Ontology annotation, biological process: glutathione biosynthetic process. Gene Ontology annotation, molecular function: glutamate-cysteine ligase activity. Bases 1 to 2064 code for a protein of 687 amino acids. The record is from RefSeq and is a predicted model, not a curated record. The transcript has a single exon.